ACGGGCGACAGUUAAGCACAAAGUUUCGGCCGCGUACAAGGUGUGCGCUCGAAGGAGAGAGUGCUAAGAUCACGUUGUCGAUCUGUACUGCGCGUUGUUGUGGCGCUUUUGUUGUCCCGUCCCGGAUUAAUCUGAUGCGCUAAACCGGAAGCAGCAGUCGUCCAACAUUGUUUUCUAUUAUAUUUUCCUUGUCGAGUUGAUCCGUCCUCGUCGAGUAAUGAGGUGCUAAUGACCUAAUGUCACGACAAUCGUCCAGAACGUCUUAAACUCCGUCCGACUAAAUGGACGUCUACGUUAUUUUACAGGAUAGCCAGUCAAUAACGAAUUCAUCAAAUAAUGAAACUCUCGAAAAUGACGAAUAUGAUGAGAACAUCGAAGGUUCUCCUUCCACAUUAUCUUUGUUUUGUAUUGGCUCAUUUUUGGUAGUUGUGAUAUUCCUUUCGAUUGCCGGUAACUUACUGGUGUGUAUUGCUAUUUACACAGACCGUGGCCUGCGACGGAUUGGCAACCUUUUUUUAGCUUCAUUAGCUAUUGCUGACCUUUUUGUCGGAGCUCUUGUCAUGACUUUUGCUUUAAUCAAUGAUUUGAGAGGCUACUGGAUGUUUGGUGCCAAAUUUUGUGAUAUCUGGAUAGCUAUUGAUGUUAUGUGUUCCACGGCGUCUAUUUUAAAUUUGUGUGCUAUUUCCUUAGACAGAUACAUUCACAUAAAAGAUCCACUCAGAUACACUACAUAUUUGAAUAGAAGAAAUGCCCUGUUAGGCAUUGCUGGAGUAUGGGCCCUGGCCGCAUUUGUCUCGGUAGUUCCCAUAUGUAUACUGAGCAUUCACAGACCGCCAAAACCGGCAACGGGACUAUCCGAGAACAUGACGUGCGCACUGGACUUGACACCCACGUAUGCGGUUAUUUCUUCGUGUAUUAGUUUUUACAUACCAUGUGUGGUGAUGAUAGGCAUAUAUUGUCGAUUAUACUGUUACGCGCAGAAACACGUACAGAGUAUACGAGCGGUAACUCGACCACUUACCACAACCACGGUCAUGACGUCAUCCACGCUGACCGCCGUCCAUCACCAUACGUCACCGUACCAUGUCAGCGACCACAAAGCCGCCAUAACCGUAGGCGUCAUCAUGGGCACGUUUUUACUGUGUUGGGUGCCAUUUUUCUGCGUUAACAUCAUCGCCGCGUUCUGCAAGACUUGCAUUCCAGAUGCUGCGUUCAAAGUGCUCACGUGGCUUGGCUAUUCGAACUCUGCGUUCAAUCCAAUUAUCUACUCGAUAUUUAACACCGAGUUUAGAGAUGCAUUCCGCCGCAUACUCACCACGCACUAUCCAGACUGGUGUUUCUGUAAGGACUACAGUUCUGUAGUGCUCAACUCGGAGUCGUCCGUUCGACAUCAGCGAAAGACCAGAGGCGGUUACGAUUUUGAAUCGUCCGUCGGGGCCGUCACCAUUAAACAGAACGGGAAAGCUGUUGGCGGUGCUGCGACAAGUCCCAGGUCGUCUGUGGCUUCUCUUCGACAUUCUCGACUAAACUCAUCUGAAAAGGUGAUCAUCGAAGCUGAAGAGACGAGCAUCAUCUGACCAAGUAGUAUCAAUGAAAUUCCACUUUUUGCAGUAGAAUAUCUUGUAUAAAUCCAAAAUGAAUGUAAUCCAUUUGCGUGGGAUUACAAUCAGAAAUAUUGUAAUUAAAAUAAAACUAUCGUCGUCUAACUUGAAGGGGUAUUGAGUAUUCCAAAAAAGUGUUGAUAUUUUAACCAUGUUCAAAUUAAGUCAUGAAAAAGUACGCAUUUUUAUGUAUUCUUGAAUGACUCUUCUACAUUUCCAUCUCAUAAUUACUCACGGAAUUUAAUAUUUAAUUAUAUUCAGUAUACCGAUAACUACCGACACGUCAUAUUUUAUACUAAGAUCGUUAUUUUGAACACUUCAAAAAAGAAAAGCUACUAAACGCUUUUAAGUGACAUUAUACAUGUAAUGUGAAUUAUCGAUUUUCCAUUAACUAUGUCAGUUGUUGAGUACCGGCUUAAAGGUUUCACUCACAAAAAAUAAACACUUUUUAUAUAAAUUAAGUACAACUUUUAAACGAUUGGUUUUUGACCGAGUAUAAUAAGAGUCACGUUCAAUUCUAUUGAUAUUAGCUGAAAACUUUUAAUAUACUUUAUACUUAAGCAUUGACAACAAUAUGAAUUAUGAAAUGAUGAGAAACGUCUUUCGUGAAAUAGAAGAAGCGAUUCUUGGUACUUCAAUUCAAGUUGAUCUACUUGAUCUGUUCCCGGAUAUUCUGUUGGUAUUUCCAUUAAUUUUCUGAAAUAUUUGAACUGCUUUAAUCCUUUUCAACUUAAUAAACUUCUGUUAUAUCUUGUUUGUGUUGUCUGAAACCAUAAACUAAUAACAUUUCAAAUUCCGUUUUAAAACUACACAUUAAGUAUCAAUGUCGCAGGUUUCACAGGACUAAACUAAACUAUAGAAGUAUUUAUAAAUAGUAAGAUAUGUAAUCCAGGGCUAAUGUAUUAAAAGUAUGUAGAUUCAAUAUUUUCAAAAGAUUAUGGAAACAUAAAGUCGAACAUCCCACUCACUGUUGUAUUCUUAAAGCAACAGUCAGGCAUUGACGGUAAUAACAUUAACACGAGUAAUUAAACUGGAAAGGGUUGUUAAUUAAAAUCCUUAUGUAAUCUACUUCUGCAUCGCAUCAGCUGGUUUCAUGUUAUUGAGCGUAUGGGUUGUGUACUAUGUAAUAUUCCAUCCAUAUUAAGACGUUACUGUUAAUCUCAUAACAUUAUGGCAAUAAACACGCCUAAUACGAAAUUCAAUUUAAGCAACUAACUCAACACCAAAAUAUAGGUUUAUAGGUUACUGUAAUAUACAUGUUUAGUAUUUCAUUGAUUUGUCUUUUUAUUAUUUAAUACAUAGUCGUAUAAAUGAAUGGACCAGAAACGAUAGACAUUUUAUAUGUAUUACAUUUAAGCUUAUAUGUGCUGCUUCAUAUGAGGAAUUUUUAUGAAAGAUUUACUUGUUUUGCAUUAACUUUAUGCAAUGGUGUAUUUACAAGGAGAUCGUAGAACCCCCUAUACUAUAAAAAACGCAGUAGCAAGAGUAGUGGAAGGGUGAAUCUCCCCAACAAAAUUUCUAAAUACGCUACUGUUCCUAUGUAAUAAUUUGCAAUUUAUAUACAGAACAUCAAAAGUAGUAUAGUAACAAAUAAAUUAGUACACAACAAAUAAAAUGUUUUCGAUAAAUAUUCUUUUAUAUAAAGUCAUGUUAGAUUCACGAAAAACAAGUUCUUAGUCUAUUCCUUUAUAUGUCUACGAUAUGACACAGCAUAAAAUUUAAUUUUUUUUUUUUAAUAAUUUUAUAUUAAAAAUAAUUUAAAAUUUGAGAGCAAUAUACUAUCUGUUUUGGACAAUCUAUUCUUUCAUUUCUAUGGCUUCUUAGUAUUUUAUUUAUAAAAUCCCAAAAUUAAAUUAAAUCCAUAAUAUAGACAAAUUUACUCAAUUAAAAAAAAUACUCAACUUGACCCCCUAAAAAGGGCUCAUAUUUAAUAAUUAAUAAAAACUUUAGAAAGAAAUAUUAUCCGAAAAGUUAAAGGUAUUCUAGUGUUUUUUUUUUUUUUAAUACCUAAAUAUUUAAUUAAUAGCUUGGGGUUUAGUAUAAUACAAAACUGCAACAGUCAUAACAUUAGUUUUAAUAUUAAGUUGAAAUAUUUGAAAAAUUAUGUUAAUAAAAACACAUUUGAUACAAUGUUUCAAAACUUGAAAUUUAAUUUAUUAGGUUGUUAUCAACUUCUUAAUAAGUGGAUGCUACGUUUUCAGAAUAAACAAAGUAGAAAAUGUUUUUUAAAAAAGGUGUGAACCCUUUUUUCAAUUUGAAUAAGUAUAUUGUGUUUUAUUUAUGAUUGUAUUCCAUUCUAAGACCAAGACAUCUUAAAAAACUUAAACUCGUCUCGAGCUUAUUGUUGCUUAAAAUAAUGUAUUUAUUGUACGUUUUUGUCAGUCUACUUUAUUAUCAAACAAUACUUGUAAACCCAGAAAUGUUUAUGUUAGCAUAUAUAAUAUACGAAUAAAUAAAUAAUGUAUAAAGUUUUUAAGUACUUAAGUUUCAUGUAUGCAAGCAAUAGGUGUUUAACCACUGAAUACGUACAUAAAAACGAAAUUGUACAGUAAGUGUUCAGUCUAAACGGAUUUAGGUCUAACCAACUUAAGAUCCUCCUCUUGCAGAAUUUAGUACUCUUAAAAACAUUUAAAACAUAUCCAUUUGCAUCACAUAGGCAACUCUGUUGGACAACUAAGAGUAUUCACCUAGUAUAAAGGACUAAUAAAAAAAUAAUACUGAUGUGCUUAAUAACUCCAAUAUACUAGGUCUCCCCUAUUGAGUAAAUUAAUUACUAGAGGAUUAAACUCUUACGUGUAACUGUACCCUUGUAUAUGUCUUCGUGAUUUAUUCAAUACAUAAUAUAUUUUAAGACAAUUAUUUUUACUAAAAAAAAAACAAAAGCUACUAGUUAAAUUAUGUAUAUUUUUUAAAAUUUUCUUUCUUGUAAAUAUUGUAGAUUAUAUAAACAUAUAUUAUUAUUAUACGAGUACAUAUUGUAAUGUUUAUGAUAUUAAUGACUUGUGAAAAAAGAAAUAUUAGGGGAUAUUUGAUGUUUUUUUUACAUCGUACUAAAAUCAGAGAACAUUUUUGUUUGUAUAGUAACACCAAUUUUAUUGUUUCUCUAAUUAAAAUUAAAUUGUAUUUUCCCUUUGUAAAUAUGUUAUGAUGCAUUGUAUAAAUAAAUUGGAUUUUUGUUAAUUUGGUGCAAUGAAAAAUUCAUUUAUGUAAAUAACUCAUCGUACCUUCUUGUCUACAAUCCUUUGCUCACUAACAAUGUAUUUUUGUUAUUAUUUAAUGUGAUAUUUAUGAUUGUUUUGACUUAAAACUAUUACUGUAAUUAUAAUUAUAACCCUGUUACCAUUUAUCAAAAUUACCCUGGUGUAUUCAAGAUUGGAUACUUAAGCUUAAGUUUUACUGAUUUUUAUUAUUAAAAUAAAAUCCAAAAUUAUUUGUAAUUAGAACAACGUUUAAAUGUGAUUUGUUAGUUAAAAUUUUUACAAUUUGUUUUGCCAAUAAAAGUUUACUUUUUAAGUUAUUUAUGUUUAUAAGGUCUAUUAAGAAUUAUCGUUACCCUUAUUAAGUUCAUAAUAAGAUUUAUUUUAAAAAAGGUCAUUAACAAACAAAUAUAUUACGCAAUACUUUAACUUAAAUUAUUAAAUGGAAACAAUUCUUUUUUAAGUACACCAAGUUUACUAUUGUU
Molecule: messenger RNA, 5283 nt
Organism: Daktulosphaira vitifoliae (grape phylloxera)
Lineage: Eukaryota; Metazoa; Arthropoda; Insecta; Hemiptera; Phylloxeridae
Product: dopamine receptor 1-like
Exons: 4
Coding region: 282-1577 (431 amino acids)
Biological process (GO): adenylate cyclase-activating adrenergic receptor signaling pathway
Cellular component (GO): membrane
Molecular function (GO): G protein-coupled receptor activity
Source: RefSeq, a predicted model, not a curated record